Molecule: messenger RNA, 3327 nt
Organism: Scylla paramamosain (green mud crab)
Lineage: Eukaryota; Metazoa; Arthropoda; Malacostraca; Decapoda; Portunidae
Product: lipase maturation factor 1-like
Biological process (GO): protein maturation
Cellular component (GO): endoplasmic reticulum membrane
Source: RefSeq, a predicted model, not a curated record
AAGAUUUACAAACGCCACCACAACAAAACGCUGUCAGCUGUCAGUGCCGCGCUAAUCUGCUCACUCCCUCCCCUUUAGCUCCUUUAGCUGAUUCUGGGAGGACGGCACGCAUAUCCCUCACGUCACGGCCACGACAGGUGUGGGACACGUGUGGGGCGGCUGCUGGCGGGACAUGACUGGCUGACGUGAUGGAGGAGAUUGGAGACAUGAGAAUCAGGAGGAGGAGGAGGGAAGGAGAGGAGACCGAAAGCAGGUGGGAGGGGCAGGUGGAGGAGGAAGAAGAAGAGGCCUUGCUGGACCUGGAUGAGGUGAUAAAGGAAAGAAGAGAGAAGAUAAAGGAAAGACAACAGACAGAGGAUGAGGAUGAAGGAGAGGAAAGUGACAAGGAUGUGAAUAAUGAGAAAGCAAAGAAAGAACACAAGAAGAACAAGAAAGAAAAGGAAGAAGAAAAAGGUAAAGAAAGAUGUGAAGAUGAACAAAAAGAAGAUGAUAUAGAAGAGAAACCACUGAUGGAGAAGGAAGAGGAAGCACAGGAGGACAAGAAGAGUGAAGAGGAACAUGAAGGAAGAGCAGAGAGGCAGGAUGUAACUCUUCUUCCUGACUCUUACUGGUUAACAAGAAUUGUUUACCUGCGCUUCCUUGCCUUCAUAUAUGCUGUGGCCUUCCUGGUGGCGCUGCAUCAGAACAAACAGCUGAUUGGGAGACAAUGGACUUCUGCCAGUCAAGAAUUACAUGCAGCUUGUUGCCCAAAGGGUUGGCAAUGACUGGUGGGAGAGGAUCAAGGCUGCCCCAACGCUGCUGUGGCUGGCUGAACCCUGGACCACGGUUGACCCGUGGCUUGACCUUAUCGCCGGGACCGGGCUGACCCUGGCGUGUGUGGUGCUGCUGCUGGGGGCCGCCAAUGUGUUCAUCAUGCUUGCCCUAUGGAUCCUCUAUCACUCCCUCGUGGCUGUAGGCCAGCAGUGGUAUGGUUUUGGAUGGGAGUCACAGCUACUGGAGACAGGUCUGCUGGGGGUGUGGGGGGUGCCGCUGCUCUCCCUGCGCCCCCUCCCCACCAGCAGCCCGCCCCUUGUCAUGGUCUGGGGGCUGCGCUGGCUCAUCUUUCGCAUUAUGAUGGGGGCAGGGCUGAUCAAGGUGAGAGGGGACCCAUGCUGGAUGGAUCUCACCUGCAUGAACUACCACUACCAGACCCAGCCAGUGCCCAACCCCAUGUCAUAUUACCUGCACCAAUCCCCCGUGGCAGUCCACAAGCUGGAGACACUGGGCAACCACAUCAUUGAGCUGCUGCUGCCCUUCUUCACCUUCCUCCCACGGGCCUUCAUGAUCACCUGUGGCAUUGGGCAGAUCAUGUUCCAGGUGAUCCUCAUCAUCUCAGGUAACCUCAGCUUCCUCAACUGGCUGACCAUUGUGCCCAGCUUGGCGUACUUUGAUGACCGCUGGUAUGCCGGCCUCUUCUCCCAGGCCACUCGCCAGAGAGUGGCCCACCUGCAGCACCUCCAGCAUAGAGACUCACCCCUUGUUGAGCCCGGGAACACUCGCAAGGCUGUCAACGUGUCUGUAGGAAUCAUGCUGGCAUUCCUGAGUCUGCCAGUGGUGGUGAACCUCCUCUCGUCACGCCAGGCCAUGAACACCUCCUUUGAACCCUUCAGAAUUGUCAACACCUAUGGGGCUUUUGGCAGCAUCACCAAGCAGCGUACGGAGGUGGUGUUUGAGGGUACCCGCCACACCAACCCUGAGUCUCCUUCAGCGGUGUGGGAAGAGUAUGAGUUCAAGUGCAAGCCUGGCAGGGUAGACCGCACCCCCUGCCUCAUCUCUCCCUACCACUACCGGCUUGACUGGCUCAUGUGGUUUGCAGCUUUCCAGAGAUACAGUGAUAGCCCUUGGCUGGUCCACCUGGCGGGCAAGUUCUUGGUGAAUGACAAGUCAGCGUCGAGCCUUAUUGCUCACAACCCUUUCCUUGGCAAGGAGCCCCCAAGGUUUGUGCGAGCCCUCCACUACAACUACAGCUACACCUCACUGGGCAGCGGCAGCCAGGACUGGUACACGAGGGAGCUUAUUGGCACCUACUUACCUCCCUUGGACAUCUCCACACUGAGGCCCAUAUUCAAGAGGAUGGGCUGGGACACGCUUGUCAGGCCAGCCACCAGCACUUAGGCCAGGCUGACGUGGUGAGGUGGCUGUGAUAGAGUAGUGUUUGUUGACUUUCAGGGGGCUUUGGUAUUUUCUUUUCUGAUAUAGUCUCUCUCUCUCUCUCUCUCUCCAUGAACAAGAUCAAUAUAUUUUUUCUCCAUUUUCUUGUACAUCUGCUACAUUCCAAUAUUCUUAUUUGUUCAUUUGUUUUCUUAUAUCUACAUCUCCCACACCUUGCUAUUUGUUCAUUUUUUUUUAGUUUCCUUCAUGUAUACCAGUUGUUCCUACCUGUUUAUUUACCACUAUAUCAUAUUAAUUGUGCAGUUCCCUUUCUUUUUCCCAACUCUGCCUGAUUUCUUCCAAUAUAGUUUCCUGUCUUAAUUUCACCUGUUCUUGUUAAUCCAAAUACCUAAACAUAUUCUUUGUCUCUCAAUGAUGAUUCUUGUUUUCACUGCUCUGUGUCUCUGUCUGUCUGUCUGUGUGUUUGCCUAGAUGAUCCUCAGUUCUUCCCCACAGGUUGCAGUUUUGCACAAACUCCAUGAUCAGCCAUAGCAUUUUUUUGUUAAUUCAUAUUUCUCUUUACUUAUUUUUAGGGUAAUAUUUUUUGUCUAACCUCGUGUUACAUUUCUUAUUGUCAUAAAGCACAAAUGGAAACUAUUAAAACACAGCCAAAGGAGAUUUUGUUUGACAAAUUUACUUAGCCUCUGGUCAUUACCUUCUACUAACACAGGAUGCAAUAAAACUUGACAGUCUAGUUUAUCACAUUUUUUAUUAAAAGUCCCAUAUUAAUAAUCCCGACAGAUUUGCUGCUGCAGUAAACUCAAGGUAAAAAUAUAUACACAUACAUUCUUUUAUUUUUUGUUAUAAUAUUCUACACUUCCUAUGGUAAAUCAGUCAUAUAAAAAAUAUCAACUUUGAAUAAUUCGCGUAAGUGUUUGGCUGGAGAGGAGGGAAGGAGGGAGGGACUCGGCUCACUGACUGACUGACUGACUGACUGACUGGUGAAGUGACUCUUGGCAUUAGUAUGUGAAAACCCAAGACUUCCACACCUUUGAAAUAUUCAUCUUUAUUGGCCAAGGUAGUGUGUUAUGCAAGCCAAACUUUGUGACAUGCUUACUUUUUUCAUUCUUACUGCUUACACACACAUACACACACACACACACACACACACACACACACACACACACACACACACAC